UUGCUACGUAGGUCUAUUUCCGGUUUAGAUGAUUCGAUCCACGCUCCCGAAACGGUGAAUACUUCUAGCACGAAAGGCACGCUUAAGAACCGGACCCAGUUAAACAACAACGGUCAUGUUUAAGCUGGAAGGACUCGGGCCUAAAAUGGACCCAGAAGAGAUGAAGAAGAAAAUGCGACAAGAUGUCAUCUCGUCUUUACGAAACUUUCUUAUUUACGUCGCCCUUCUCAGAGCCACCCCGUAUGUGUUGAAGAAGCUGGACAGCAUAUGAGCAGAGCAGCAUGUCUCUUCUCCCGCCAUCCACUGACUCCAUCAGCCAGCAAGGACCGUCAUCAGCAGACACCUGGGGCCAUCACAGCACAUCUGGUGGACAAGACCCGUGUCUGUCCAUCACUGCACCUGACGACACACUCUGGCCUCCUUUCUUAUGUCUCGUUUCUUGUUGUAAACUUUAGUCUGCCUUUCAAGUUACAUAUAUUGUGAUAAAUGUUAAAUGGCAUGUGUGAUAGUGUGUAUGCAUGCCAUGCCCACUUUAAAUGGAAACCAUGUUUUUUUUUGUUUUUACAUAGCAGAUGUGAGCAGUCUUGUACACAUGGAAGGAAUAGUCUCAAAUUGCAUUACACAUGUACACAGCAAGUGUUAAAUCUGGAAUCACUGGCAAUAAAAAAAGAAAAGGAU
Molecule: messenger RNA, 678 nt
Organism: Etheostoma cragini (Arkansas darter)
Lineage: Eukaryota; Metazoa; Chordata; Actinopteri; Perciformes; Percidae
Gene: tomm5
Product: translocase of outer mitochondrial membrane 5 homolog (yeast)
Exons: 2
Coding region: 116-271 (51 amino acids)
Cellular component (GO): mitochondrial outer membrane translocase complex
Source: RefSeq, a predicted model, not a curated record